Perognathus longimembris pacificus (Pacific pocket mouse) is the source of this 6335-nucleotide messenger RNA. It is a transcript of the gene Usp53, whose product is annotated as ubiquitin specific peptidase 53. The coding region runs from base 737 to 4036 and encodes 1099 amino acids. Gene Ontology annotation, biological process: sensory perception of sound; protein deubiquitination; response to auditory stimulus. The record is from RefSeq and is a predicted model, not a curated record. Lineage: Eukaryota; Metazoa; Chordata; Mammalia; Rodentia; Heteromyidae. The transcript has 16 exons. Gene Ontology annotation, molecular function: cysteine-type deubiquitinase activity. Gene Ontology annotation, cellular component: cell-cell junction.
GGCCCUGGGGUGGCGGGCGUGUGCGCAUGCUCCGUGCGGGGUUGGGCUCCAGUUCCCGGAGCACCCCGGCGCGGUGACGGCUGUUGGGGUGUCUGUAGGGUGUCGGUGUGAGGCGGAGCGGGGUCAGCGCGAGGUAGCUCUGUGGGAGUGGAAGGCCCGGGUUCGCUACCUGGACCGCACGCUCCCGGCGCCCGGAGGAGGCAGAGCUCCCGAUUUGCUUUGAGGUCACAUUGAUAUGAAUUGUGGAGUCACCUGAUAGCGUCACCUGGGAAAGACACACUUCUUUCUUAUUAAAAAACCAGAAGGAAAGGAAAUGCCCUGAGGAAUCAUGCCAAAUGAUCAAUCUACAUAUUUUUGUAUUAUUAAUAUAUAUUUUAACCAAUCAAGACCUAUGACUUGUACAUGAAAGAAAACAAUUGGUUUACCAGUGUUAUUUUUAGCAGUUUUUAAAAGACUACUACAUUACUGUGUAGAAAUCUCCUCUAAGAUUUAACGUAUAAAAAUUUGAAAGGCCUUGGUUUUGGUGUGUGGCUUCAACAUUUACUUGUUCUAUUUUCUACUUGCCAAAGUCUUCCAAAAUUUUAACACUAAGAAAGUUAUGGACUUGGAAACUUUCAUUCCUGCAAUAGACUGCAGUGAAUUUCAGUGGACAAUUCAAGACAUCAUCCAUUUCAUCCUCCAAAAUAUCACAUAAGCACAGAAUUCUUAGUUUUAAUGUGAACAAAGUUUCUUUAGAAUGGCUUGGGUGAAAUUCUUACGGAAACCAGGUGGCAAUCUUGGAAAAGCUUAUCCAGCUGGAAGUAUGCUGUCGCUGGCCCCUACCAAAGGCUUAUUAAAUGAACCAGGGCAGAACAGCUGCUUUCUUAAUAGUGCGGUGCAGGUUUUGUGGCAAUUGGAUAUAUUCAGACGAAGCCUGCGAGUUCUGACUGGACAUGUGUGUCAGGGAGAUGCCUGCAUAUUCUGUGCAUUGAAGACAAUAUUUGCACAAUUUCAACACAGCCGAGAAAAAGCACUUCCCUCAGAUAACAUCAGGCAUGCUCUUGCAGAAAGCUUCAAAGAUGAGCAGCGGUUCCAACUUGGCCUUAUGGAUGAUGCUGCAGAGUGCUUUGAAAAUAUACUGGAGAGGAUUCACUUUCACCUAGUGCCAAGCAGAGAUGCAGACAUGUGCACCUCUAAAUCCUGUAUUACUCACCAGAAGUUUGCUAUGACCCUGUAUGAACAGUGUGUGUGUCGUAGCUGUGGCGCGUCAUCAGACCCUCUACCCUUUACCGAGUUUGUGCGCUACAUUUCUACAACAGCCCUAUGCAAUGAAGUUGAGAGAAUGAUGGAAAGGCAUGAACGCUUUAAACCAGAAAUGUUUGCAGAACUGCUUCAAGCAGCAAAUACAACUGAUGACUACAGGAAAUGUCCUAGUAACUGUGGUCAGAAAAUAAAAAUCCGCCGUGUUUUAAUGAAUUGCCCUGAGAUUGUGACGAUUGGUUUAGUCUGGGAUUCUGAACAUUCAGACCUGACCGAAGAUGUUGUCCGGAACUUGGCUACUCAUCUCUACCUUCCUGGGCUUUUCUACAGGGUUACAGAUGAAAAUGCCAGAAAUAGUGAACUUCACCUCGUUGGUGUGAUCUGUUAUACUAGCCGACAUUAUUGUGCCUUUGCCUUUCAUACUAAGAGUUCCAAGUGGGUGUUUUUUGAUGAUGCAAAUGUGAAAGAGGUGGGAACUAAAUGGAAAGAUGUGGUCUCCAAGUGCAUCCGGUGUCACUUCCAGCCUCUGCUCUUGUUUUAUGCAAACCCAGAUGGUACAGCCAUCUCCACCGAGGAUGCACUCAGGCAGGUUGUCAGCUGGUCACAUUACAAAUCUGUGGCAGAAAAUAUGGGAUUUGAAAAGUCUGCAGUUUACAAAGCAGAUAAUUCCAAAGAAAAUGGAUUCAGUGAUCAAGCAAAACAGAGGGAAAGUCAGAAACUUCAAACCAAUAAUAUUUCAUCAUUUAAUCGGAGUCAUAUUCAGACAAGUGGAGGGAGAGGACCAGUUAAGUUGAACCACAAUGAUCAAAGGGAAAAGAUAAAGGACAUUUCCAGAGAGUGUGCUCUGAAAGCCAUUGAACAGAAGAAUUUACUUUCUUCACAAAGGAAAGAUUUAGAAAAAGGACAAAGGAAAGAUGUAGGCCGACACCGAGAUUUGAUGGAUGAAGACCUCUCACACUAUAAGUCUGGAUCACCUCCUGCCCCAAAUGGUUUUAGGCAGUAUGGGAAUCCACAUCUUUAUCAUAGUCAAGGAAAAGGACCCUACAAACAUGACCGGGUUGCUCAUCAAAGUCGAGCUUCUGGACAAACAAGUUCAGGCAAAUCCCACAUUCUUAUUCCAGGAGAGAAAGUAAUAGGCCGCGUUAAGAGUGACAGUGCUGCUGGGUACGACACUGACAACAGCCAAGAUUCCCGGGAGAAAGGAGGCAGCUGCAAUAGCAGUAAAAGCCGGAACCGAGGCUGGAAACCCAUGAGGGAAACAUUAAAUGUCGAUAGUGUUUUUAGCGAGAGUGAGAAGAAGCAGCAUAGCCCCAGACACAAGGCGAGUCUUGCCAACAAACCUAAAUGUGGCAAAGAUCAGAGUUUGAAUAAUUGGCCCAAAGAAAAUCUGAAGCAGAAAGGCUUAAUGACCAUCUAUGAAGAUGAAAUAAAGCAAGAAAUAGAAAACAGAACUUCCCUUGAGUCAAAUGGGAAAGCAGAAAAAGCUAAAGGCCUGAUGGAGAAUAAAGGUCAUGGUGACAACUGGCAGAUGCAAAGGACGGAGUCUGGAUAUGAAAGCAGUGACCAUGUCAGUAACGGGUCUGGGAACUUGGACUCACCUGUCAUUGAUAGAAGUGGUGCAGGAAUGGAUAUGAGUGGUGGUAAAGAAUCAGUGGCCUCCAGUGACCGAGUUAGAAUGAAUAACUUCAGUACAGGACUUGAGGACUAUACCUCCCAUCUCAACAAAAACCCCUCAGAAGGGUCCACCCCAGGCUUUAGAGAAGAAUUGAAGGAUUUGGAAACUGGCCAUAAAUCUCAUGAGCUCCAUCCAGAAUCACAUCUGCAAAUAAAUCAUUUAACAAAAAGGCCACCCACCUGUGAAGCCAGUAAGAAGUUAUCUCCUUCGUACAGCCCCCACAUUCCCAAGGACCCUGCCGUGAGAGAACGUGUUCACCCGCCAGAGGAACAGAAAUUGGAAAAACCAAAUGGAUGUAAAUUUUCUGAGUGGCUUCAUACAGAAAACUCUGAGAGAACAAGUUUGCCAUUCCAGGUUGAUGAUGGUUCUGUGCCUGGAAAGAGAGUGAAUGGUAGUGAAAAAGUCUCUCCAUCUUCCUUGUGUUCUGCACACUUGAGCACUGCAGGGUUAAAGCCAGAUACUGCUCCCACUGUCCCGCAGCAACACACAAUGGAACCCUGUUCCUCCGAGAACUCUCUCUCCAAGGAACACAUAGUUCAUUCAACCUGCAGGUCUGAGGCUGUGCUGAUGCCAAAGCUCUGCCAGAAUCAACCUCCCCCUUUGCCACCAAAGAAAUACACUAUAUCCAUUGUGCCACAGUCAGUCAAAAAGGCGUCUCUACCUGAUGUGAAACAUACAGAAGUGUUGAAAGAAAGUUCCUCUCAUCCUCCAACAAACACCUUAAAUACAGUUUCAGAACCCAGUUUUGAAGUGAGUCCACAGAAGAACAAUGGACAAUGUCAGGAAACAAUCCAAUUAAAACAGCGUGGCAGCAACACAGCAACCCACCCUUCUGCCUCUACAGCGAGUGACUUUCAGGCAAACUCAGGUGCAGCUGUUGAUGCCUUUUGCCAACUAGAUCUAGACUCUAACACUGCAUGCCCAAAUGAGACAGUUUCAUUAACCACCUAUUUUUCCGUUGAUAGUUGCAUGACUGAUACAUACAGACUGAAAUACCAUCAAAGACCCAAGCUCUGUUUUCCAGAACUCCCUUCCGGGGAAGGACCUGUGUUGUCUAAUAGUCUUGGUUCAAGCUGUCCUUCUGAGCAGAGCUAUAAGCCUAGCAUACAUUCUAAUAGAUGAUCAAAUCGCCCAGCAUCUGUGGCUUGAAGGCCAUUAAAAGAUACCAAGUGACCAAACCUAGUGAUCCACAAAAUUAAAACCAUUGCAUUUAAAAAACUCUUAAUCACUUUAUAUACAAAGAUGUGAUGAUCCAUUUCCAGAAUGUUUUAGAAACUUUUUUGAGUACUCUUGGCAUGCUUUGAAAAAAACAGGUAAUCAGGGAGUAUAUUGUAAUCCAUUUGCUGUAUGGAACAGCUGAGUACAAAUGACAUUUGUCCCCCAUCAUGUGGCUAAGAAAUCUCUUAAGUGUUUAGCCAGUAUUCACAUGUUGGUUGGCAAAUGACACUAACUGAAAAGUGCCAGGCAGUACCUGGAUUAUCUGUCUAAUGAAAGCAGUAUUUGCUUUUCUGCAGAGCACUUUCUAAUGUAUAACCAGAAGAGGGCUGUACCCAUUUGGUUUUGGCUUCUGUGAAAGUCUAUCACAUGACCCCUUCAAGUGUCUUAAAAAAUAGUGGACCGACGAAGUCCUAUAGCAUUUGGGAAGGAAUGCCUUAAUGAUGAACAAUUUCUAAACGACACUACAAGGUCAGAUAGAACUUGUGUUUGUUUGCUCCUACAGUCUUUUCUUUAGAAUAUCUAGUUAACAUAAAUUAGGCCUUUGACAAUAUGUAUUUACAAAUAUUACUUCAGCUGUGUAAGCUAAAAGGUCAAAAUACUUUAAAAUAUUUAUUUAUCUUGUUACAUUAUUUUUCUAAUUUUUAUGAAAUGUGAAAGUUUUUAUUUUGGUUUUGUUUACUUUGGGCUGCUAAUAUUUACAGUGUUAGGAAUCAGCCUUGGGCCUCUGAGGGCCUGUCUCAGAAACUGCCUGUGCUUUCUCUGCUCUAGUCUUACUUGCUUCAAGGUUGUCAAUUAAGCUAUUUGGUUUUCUAUGUUAAAUUUUAUAGAGAGCUUUAUUUUAACUUAAUUCAUUUGAGCUUCCUUCCCAAUUUUUUCCCUCUACCACAUCACCAUUUUAUCCCAACUACAUGGAGAGAACUUAUCAGUAAAAAUGUUAUUUUAAUUGCCUUAUUUCAUUAAUUUUCAUUUUAUUUGUAAUGGACUGAUAAAUUGAUUUACAAUAGUUUUAUAAUGUCUUUGCCAGAGAAUUAAGAGUUACAGGAUUAAUGCUUUCUUUAAAGUGGGUAAACUUCAUAAAUAACUUUGUAAUAAAAAACCUAGCAAAUUUAGUAUCUUCGUCAAUUCUAUAAAAGGUGAUCAAGGGUCCCAAAAUGUAACUGGCUAAAACCUCCCCAGCCAUUAGAUCUUUGCCAAAUUCUAUCUUUAACCUAUAGAGAACUUUUUGCUAGACUUUUCUAACUCUUAGUAGUUGAUGGUUAUGUUUGUAUUUUUUAUUUAGAAGAAUUUGAUCAUCAACUAAAUUAAAUUUUAUCUUUUAAGAAAGUGUAUUUUUCAGUUUUUAGCACAGAGAGUUUGUAAAUAAUGUAAACUCUGUAAAAUUUUAUUUGAAAUGCCUGGUUUUUGUUACUUUUAUAAUGUAAAAUGCUAGGAAAAAAUGGGCUUCUAGUAUUUUUAAUAGUUUCAAAAACUUUCUGUGUAGAUUUUUGUUUUCUCGUUUCUGUUUGGUCCCCAUGCCCAGUUGGAAAUGCAUUAUUUGAAACACUUAAGCAACUUGUAUAUUUAACAGCAGUUUCAUAAAUUUAUCAUAUUAACUCAGCUGUAUUUGCCAACAUAAAGUAGAAAUGUCUGAUUUUUCCUUUCAAUGCACUUCUCCAGUGAAAACCUCCUGAGUCAUGCCAUGUAAUGCACUGACAAGGUAGAACUGACCAUUUCUUUUUCUGUUGCUUCAACACUCCAAACACGGAUUCAGUACAUUUAGCCAUUUACAUGUAAGCUGUGUUUUUGUACUUCUAGGGUGCCUAUAUAUCAUUGUCAUCUGUUAUAAACUUACAGCUUUUUAAAUAAUGCAACCAACAGUGGUUCUGUUUCAAAUAUUUCAGAAUAUAUUAAUGUGAAAUCAGUUUCUUCUGGUUCAGUUAAGAUAAAUUGAAUUUAAGUGAAUUAUAGUUGGACUUUUCUUUCCAUUCAUAAACUGUGUGACUCAUCCCUUCCACCAUGGCAUGGAAAUGUUUUAAAGUUUAAGGGUACUUGAAAUUUCACUGAUCAUCAAAUGUUGUCACAGGGAUUAUGAGUUAAACCCUUCUUGAGUCUAAACUGUAGCUCCUAAGGAAAUUGACAAACUUUUUAGAGACCAAUAGUCUUUAUAAUCUUAAGACUUCCUUAGCAGUAACUUUUUGUGUUAUUAAAACAGCUUUAAAGGAUA